UCUAGAGAGAGAGAUAAGAAAUGGAGGUGGAAGCUGCAAAAUCGGUAGCACUGAUUGUGGGCAUCACAGGCAUGGUCGGAUUGAACCUGGCCGAGGCUCUGAAGAAGCCAAGAGCUCCCGGAGGUCCAUGGGCAGUGUAUGGAACGGCUCGAAGUGCAAAACCCAGCUGGUUCUCGUCAUCUCUGGUCGAUGGCUACAUCCAAUUUGAUCUCAGAGACUAUGAAGCAACACACAGAGAGCUCUUCCCUCUAGCCAACCAGGUAACCCAUCUCUUCUGGAUGACCUUCUACUACUGUGACACCGAAGAAUCCAAUAUUGCUGCAAAUUCAACCAUGCUGGCCAACGUACUCAGAGUCUUGACCCUCUCGCCCAUCUCCCCACUCCACCAUGUCACCCUCCUCACAGGAACCAAGCAGUAUAUGGGCCCUAUAUUUGAUCCCGUCCUUGGUAGCCGGGUUGUCCCACAUGAGUCUCCAUUCCGGGAGGAAUCCGACCGUCUCCCAUUCCCCAACACAUACCACGCUCUCGAAGAUCUCCUGGUUUCCUUUUCCCCCAAAUUCACAUGGUCGGUCCACCGAUCAUCAAUCAUUUUUGGAGCAUCGGCGAGGAGUUCACACAACAUCUUACUGACUUUUGCGGCAUAUGCUUUAAUAUGCCGCCGUGAGGGCUCCCCUUUCAGGUUUCCCGGCAGCCGGUUCACAUGGGAGCACUUCUGUGAUGCCUCAGACGCUGGGUUGCUUGCUGAGCAACAGAUAUGGGCGGCCACCACCACGACGGCCAUGGCUAAAAACCAGGCCUUCAAUUGCACUAAUGGGGAUGUUUUCACGUGGAAGUACCUCUGGAAGGUACUGUGCGAGGUGUUUGAUGUGGAAUUCGUGGCGUUCAACGAGGGAGACAAGUUUGAUUGGCUGGAAGAGAUGAAGAACAAGGGGAAAGUGUGGGAUGCAAUUGUUGAAGAGAAUGGACUCUGCAAGACUAAUCUGGAAGAUAUCACUUGCUUCAAUGCCGCUAAUGUGGUUCUGAAUUUCCGACUUCAGCAUGUCUGUAGCAUGACUAAGAGCCGGGAAUUCGGGUUCUUUGGUUUCGCUGAUUCUGCCAAGAGUGUGAAGAAAUGGGUGGAGAAAAUGAGAGACAUGAACAUCAUCCCUAAAACCUGAGUCGGAAAUCAUCAUCCACACUGGAAGUUAGCCUUGAAAUUAAAGCUGAAAUUUGAUCACCUUCCGGUUUUCAAUAAAGUCUUCUUUUUUAUUUGCAGGGAUGAUAUUACGAGAAAGCAAUCCUCUUCGUCCUCGUCAUUAAGCUUUGUCCUACUGUAUAGGGUUGGCUUCGUCCUCACAUCAUAGGUUGUCAAAGAAAGUCUUCUGUUCUACUGUAUAAGGUUGAAUUCUAUUCCAUCAUCAUCAUCUAAGUUUUUUCUUUUAUAAAUUCAA
Molecule: messenger RNA, 1430 nt
Organism: Nelumbo nucifera (sacred lotus)
Lineage: Eukaryota; Viridiplantae; Streptophyta; Magnoliopsida; Proteales; Nelumbonaceae
Source: RefSeq, a predicted model, not a curated record